CGUGCCUUGAUUUACAGUCGACGCACUCGACGCGAUCCUCGCGCGCUUCGGACGUACGUCUCCUCCAGUUACAUCCGGAAAUCGGACGACGCUCUCUCCGACGACGACGGUUUAUUCAAUAUCCGCGGUCCUGCCGCGGGCUCUUGCCCCUAAACGGAUAUGACGCGUGUGCGAGUGGUUUCAACCUCGGCUACGCUUAGACCGCGACUAAAGUGACCAGUUUUUGUACGGUUUACAUCGUAUAGCUUUCUUUUCUUUUUUUUUUGCGUUUAGAAAGUUUCUUUUGUGUGUGAACUUCGUGUGAGCUUGUCGGAAUGAAUAUUCGUCGAGACACAUACUCGCUGUAAUUGAAGCGAUCAGACGUAUCCGCUUAAUCAUUGUGAUGAGUUCGGAAAAAAAUAAUAGACAUAUCUUAGAAGAGAAACUUUUCCAAUGGAUACACCUGAGAAAUAUCGACUUUCGAUCACACUCACACGCAUUCACGCGUUUGUUCUCGCGCUUGUAAAGGUCCGUCGAAGGAUACGAAAAGUGCAGCGUGACAUUUUCGGAGUGUAUGACUCGCGGGAUCGCGCGCGGCAUUGCUUGACGGGGGGAAAGAGUGCUGCUCGCGAAUUCUUUUUCGUACGGCGGAGAGCAAAGGGAAUGGAUUCGAUACGGGACCUGAAGCGAUUGCUGUACGAGCGUACGGAGGCGUUGCGACGUCGCGACGAGAUCGUCGAGGUGCUCGAAAAGGCGCUCGAGGAGCGCGACGCCACGAUCCGUUACCUCCAGAAUGAGAUCGAUAAGUUCCGGCAGAUCGUCGAUCUGAACCUGGCGUCCAACGCCAUCGAUUCCAAUCAGAGACUGAAGCGGCAAGCCAUAUCGGCGGAACCUCUCAGAGGCGACACGAAACCGGUGGUGAAGUUCACCAAGCCGCAAAGAUCUCGCGAGCUGAUCAAGACUGCCAUACUGGACAACGACUUCAUGAAAAAUUUGGAACUCACGCAGAUCCGGGAGAUUGUCGAUUGCAUGUAUCCUGUUACAUUUCCAGCUGGUUCGAUAAUUAUACAAGAGGGAGAUGUUGGCUCUACUGUCUUCGUCAUGGAGGAGGGUAAGGUCGAGGUCUCGAGGGACGGCAAAUAUCUCAGCACUUUGCAACACGGUAAAGUGCUGGGUGAGCUCGCGAUUCUUUACAAUUGCAAGAGGACAGCGACGAUCACUGCUGCGACUGAUUGCCAAUUAUGGGCCAUCGACCGACAAUGCUUCCAAACCAUUAUGAUGAGGACCGGCCUCUCGAGGCAGGCCGAAUACACGGACUUUUUAAAGAGCGUGCCAAUCUUCAAAAAUCUGCCCGAGGAAACACUAAUCAAAAUUUCGGACGUAUUAGAAGAGACGUUUUACAACAACGGGGAUUAUAUAAUCAGACAAGGGGCGAGGGGUGACACAUUCUUCAUCAUCAGUAGGGGACAGGUGCGCGUGACAAUAAAACAGCCCGAUACAACGGAAGAGAAGUAUAUUAGAACCUUGGGAAAGGGCGACUUCUUCGGCGAGAAAGCUUUACAAGGAGAUGAUCUCAGAACUGCUAAUAUUAUCGCUGACGAUCCAGAAGGAGUGAGCUGUUUGGUAAUAGACCGCGAAACGUUUAAUCAAUUAAUUUCAUCCUUGGACGAAAUCCGAACGCGAUACAGGGACGAGUUGGUAGAACGUAGGAGACUGAAUGAAGAAUUUCGGGAUGUACGAUUGCAAGACCUUCGGACUAUUGCGACUCUCGGCGUGGGUGGUUUCGGAAGAGUUGAAUUAGUUCAAAUUGCCGGAGACAGCACACGAUCCUUCGCUCUGAAGCAAAUGAAAAAGGCGCAGAUCGUCGAGACACGACAGCAGCAGCACAUUAUGUCGGAAAAGAGGAUCAUGAGCGAAGCGGAUUGCGAUUUUGUAGUCAAGCUUUUCAAAACCUUCAAAGAUAGGAAAUACCUCUAUAUGCUGAUGGAGUCCUGCUUGGGUGGCGAAUUAUGGACUGUUCUCAGGGACAAGGGAUACUUUGACGAUAGCACUACACGUUUUUAUACUGCAUGCGUUGUGGAAGCAUUCGAUUAUCUGCACUCCAGGAAUAUCAUCUAUAGAGAUCUUAAACCGGAAAACUUACUUUUGGAUAAUCAAGGAUAUGUUAAACUAGUGGAUUUUGGCUUUGCGAAACGAUUGGAUAACGGAAGGAAGACGUGGACUUUUUGUGGUACACCGGAGUAUGUGGCACCGGAAGUCAUUUUAAAUAAAGGUCAUGACAUAAGCGCCGAUUACUGGUCCCUUGGUGUUCUCAUGUUCGAGUUGCUUACGGGUACGCCUCCUUUUACCGGCGCUGAUCCGAUGAAAACGUACAACAUUAUCUUGAAAGGAAUCGACGCUAUAGAAUUUCCCAGAUCCAUCACGCGUAACGCGAUGGCACUCAUCAAGAAACUUUGCAGGGAUAAUCCAGUAGAACGUCUGGGAUAUCAAAGAGGUGGCAUCAGUGAAAUACAGAAGCACAAAUGGUUCGAUGGCUUUAAUUGGGAAGGUCUAAAAACGAGAACUCUGGAGCCCCCGAUACUACCACGAGUACAAAGCGCUACAGAUACUACGAAUUUCGACGCUUAUCCAGCUGAUACCGAUCCGCCGCCACCCGACGAUAUCUCCGGUUGGGAUAACGAUUUUUAACGCAAAAAAAGUAUAAAGGACUUCUAUUUAAUAUUCGUGUUUUUAACUACCUAGCAGGAAAUUUUAAUAGGACAUAAUCGAUCUCGAGAAUACGAGAUAAAUUGGCGACACCUGCAUUUAUUUAUAUUUCUCUCACAUACGUGAUAUACAGAUUGCACUCGCAUUUUAUCAUAUUCUUACAUUUUUUGUCAUAUCUCGCAAUAUAAUAAUGAUUCGAACGAAAAGAAAACUGUACUGUGAUAAAAUUUACAGUUUUUAUGAAUUUCGGACAAUGUCGUCAAAAAUUUAAAGAGAAAGUUUUAGAGUUGCUAAUUUUAUAUUUAUAUCGCGUCUGGCGGGUUCUAGAAGCAGUGUUAUACAUUAUAAUAGGAUACGUAUGCAAGUGUCAAGUGCCAUUAUUUACCUCAAAGAGGUAAAACUCAUACAUGUCAUACUUGUGCUCAGAAAUGCGAUCACGCGCAAGAAACAGUCAGCUCAAGUCCAAGGGACCUCUUGCCAUCCAUUUAACUUGUCAGAAUGUGCAUAUAGCUCGAUCAAUCCGCUGUUAAAUUUUUUAUGGCAAGUUCAUUGUUGUUUGAUUUACUUUAUAGUUUAUUGUAAUAAUUAUAUAUUUUAAUUAAUUAUACAUAACGUGACUCUUGUAAAUAAUGAAUUAUAAAUAACGUUUAAAUUUAAAAUGUGGAAUGUAUAUCAUGCAAUAUGCAUAAAUAAAGUUUUAUUAAUAACAGCUGUAGGUGUGGCUGCAAGAACCAACCAAACUCGUUUUCUUCAGCUUGUAUUUGUAUCAUUUAAUGACUUUUCCAAUGAUAAAAGAAGGAACAGAAAUUGUAUAAUUAUAUUAUGAUUAUUCUUGCGAAAAGCAUCACUUUCAUGUUGAACAUUAUAUAGCAAAGCGUUUGAGAAUUAGAUUUUUUACACAAUUGAUUUUCUUCUAAUGUUUGACUUGGCUGGUUCUUAGUCAGAUCUUCAAUUGCAUCGUAUAUAUAUACUAAACGCGUUUGUUGAUUUUUCUUUAUAUAUAAAAUUCUUGUAUCCCGAAAGAUGGCGAAUGAAAGGUGAAAAUACUAUUAUGAUGACAUUUCAAUACUUUAAUAAAAUUACAAUAAUUUAAUAUUA
Wasmannia auropunctata (little fire ant) is the source of this 3783-nucleotide messenger RNA. It is a transcript of the gene for, whose product is annotated as cGMP-dependent protein kinase, isozyme 2 forms cD4/T1/T3A/T3B. Gene Ontology annotation, biological process: protein phosphorylation. The coding region runs from base 433 to 2667 and encodes 744 amino acids. Gene Ontology annotation, molecular function: cGMP-dependent protein kinase activity; ATP binding. The transcript is spliced from 11 exons. The record is from RefSeq and is a predicted model, not a curated record. Lineage: Eukaryota; Metazoa; Arthropoda; Insecta; Hymenoptera; Formicidae.